AUGUUUAAAGCAAAUGUUUAUUGUCUUGUUGUUGCUCUUCUAAGUUUGGUCGUUUCAAUAAAAUGUCAAUGUCAAUCUGGAAAUUCAUCUCAAUAUGUUCAAUGUUCACAAAAUGCUCAAUGUGGAUGUUUACAAUAUUCAUUUUCGAGUUCGAUGUAUGUCUGCGGAUUAGUUAGCUAUUCCUGUGGACAAUUUCCUCAAUGUCGACCACCGAAUGAUGCAUGUGACGCAAACGAAAUUUGUAUUCGUCAUCCUCGAUGUAAUUCCCAGCCAGUUUGCUAUCCAUUAUCAAUGAUCAAUGAACAAUCAUGUCCACCAGGAACAGUUUCUCAAACGACUGAGCCAAUACAGCGAAUAUCAAAUUAUACAAGUGAAUUAAAUUCUUUAGACGGAAGAUACACACGUCCUGGAGGUUCUCCUCAAACUUACUAUGAAGCAAUUCAACUAUACGUUCCAACAUCCGGUUACUAUGACUUAACAAGUGUGAGCAGAUUAGAUACACACGGUUAUCUUUACAAUGGAACAUUUAAUCCAUUUGAUCCUCAAUCUAAUUUAAUUGCUCAUAAUGAUGAUGGAGCGGCUGGAAGUCAAUUCAAAUUACCUGUUUAUCUCCAAGCUGGAAUUCCGUAUACAUUGGUUGUAACGACUCAUAAUGCAGGUAAUACAGGGCCUUUUUCAGUUAUUGCACAAGGUCCAGGAAAUAUCUAUUUUUCUCCAUUAAAUCCUGUGACAACAACGACGACAACGACAUCAACUACAACAACUUCAGCAAUAAUCGUCUCUGCAUUUUAUAAUGGUGAUUUAACAUCUUCAAAUCCAUUUUAUAAUCGCACCGGAGGUUCAACAGGACAAUAUUACUACCAAGCAUUUGAAAUACAAGUAAGCAUCACAGGCACUUACACAUUCACAAGUACAAGUAAUAUGGACACAUUUGGUUAUAUAUAUCAAGGAAAUUUCUAUCCAUUUGCACCUCAAAUAAAUGUCCAUGGUCAAGAUGAUGACUCAGCUGUAUACACAACUUAUUCACCAAAUACUUUUGGAAAAUAUUCCGUUUCAGCAGCCGGUCCAGGUCGAUUUGAAAAAUAUCAAUCCGGAAAUAGUUCGAUUGAUGAUGUACCUGCGAUUCAUCAAGCUCUGUCAAUGUGUGGAAAUGGUGGAAUAAUAAUCAUUCCUGCUGGACAAAUAUUCACCAUUCGUAGUCCAUUGAAUUUUCAAGAUUGUCAUUCAUGUGAUUUUCAAAUCGAAGGAACGUUGAAGAUUUUCGAUGAUUUGGAGUAUUGGCAAGAAAAAAAAGCGUUUUUUGUUUUCGCGAAUGUCAAGGACGGGACAUUUCAUUCUUUAACUGACGUCAUGACGAAAUUAAUAUUUCCAUCAGGUCCCGAUGAGGAUGAAUCUUCUAAUGAAAAAACUCAAGAUCGUAAAGCAUUCUCAAACGCAUUGAAACGAUUACCACUAUUGAAAAUCCCAACUGAUAAUAAUUUUCAAGAACACGAACUUCUAUUAGCGUCGAUAUCAGAUUAUGGGAAUAAAUAUUUCCAAUCACCAGAAUAUUCUCAACUUAUUCAAAGUAUGAUACUUCAAAUCACAAAUUACUCCAAUCAAACAAUCCUUGUUCCAUGUCUAAUCAAACCUGAUUAUCCAAGCUCGGUCUUAAACUGGAUAAAUCGACUUCCAAACGAACAAUCGUCACCGAGUUAUAAACACCUUAUUGGUAUAAUUUAUAACAUCAGUCGUCACGAUGAAGGUGUACAAAUUUUGAAUGCACUUGAUGCAACAAACAAGUUAAAAGAAUUUCAAAAAGAUCAUCGAAUUGCUGAAAUCGAUAUAAUCUGUGCAAUGACAAUGGCACUUCUUUCUACACCUGAACAAAUUAAAAAUGAACGUAAACGAAUGAAUAAUAUUCUUGACCAAUUGCUGGAAAUCGUUAAUGAUGCAUCAAAACGACCACCGACAUAUAUGAGUGAUGGAUGGCAUAUUUCUGAACCGUCGAUUGUUUUAGUUCGAUUGAUUUGUUAUGAAAGAACAUUGGAUUAUAUUUUACAACAUGCACAAGUGGAAUUUGAUGCUGAUUCGAUCGUGAAAUUUUUUAUUGAAUUAUUCUUAAAUUUUCACAAACAAGUUCAACAAAAUGAUCCGUUGAAAUUAUCAACAUUGACGGCACUUUGUAAUAUCCUAUGGAGUAUUUCACUUCGACAACAAUAUAAAGACGAAUUGAAAGAAAAUCUUCAAUUAAAAAGUUUAUUAGAAGAAUUUAUCCAUCAGAAAACUCUGAUUGAUCCGACUCAUUAUGUACCGAAAUAUAUGGAAAAUAUCCAAAAAGCUGCAGAAGGUAUUCUUUGUAAUAUUAACACGAAUGAAAUUAAUCUUUCGAAUCAACAGCAAAUAUCAACAUUAACAAAAGAUAAAAAACCAUCAAUUAUGAUUAGUUAUGCUCAUAGUGAUAAUAGCAUUUGUUCUCAAAUCUACAAUGAAUUGGACAAAUACAAUAGACAAUUUGAUAUUUGGAUUGAUUGGAAAAAUAGUAAAACAGGUUAUUUGUGGGGAAAAAUAGCGGAUGGAAUGGCAGAUGCAAACAUUAUUUUAUGUUUAUUAUCAAGUAAAUAUUACGAAAGUAAAUCGUGUCAACAAGAAUUCGUCUAUGCACAUGAUCAUUUGAAGAAAAUUAUCAUCCCAAUCUUUAUUUUGGAUGAUAAACCACCGGGAUGGAUAGCUAUUCAUACGUGCAUUAUGAAAUAUGUUCGAUUUAGAAAUGUAAAGCAACUGGAACAAGAGAAAUUCAAAGAGCUGAUAGAGAUGAUCAAAGAAAACCUUUUCGGAAUCAAUUUAACAAAAGAUGAACAAUCAUUAACAUUGCCUGUUCAUCAUGAUAUUCCAGUUAUAAGUGAAAAAGAUGCUCACGAGCUACUAGUCGAUCUUUCGAAAAAACCAGUCAAUCAAUGGACUAAAAGUGAUAUUAAACAAUGGUUUCAGGAAAAUCAAAUUCCAAUAGAUCUGUGGAAGUUAUAUCAAUUUGAAAAUGGUUCUCACAUGUUAAAUUAUGCAAAGAGUCUUACGAAUGAUGACAAAAUCGAAUCGCAACGAGAAAUUUAUUCGAAUGAAUUCAGUGAAGUAUGCAAAGGUAAACGCCUUUUACCACAUCAGUUCACAACAUUUGCUUUUCUACUACGAAAAUUGUACCUGGAACAAAUUACAAGUGAACCAACAAAGUCGCAAACAUGUCAAAUAUCUUGA
Adineta ricciae is the source of this 3231-nucleotide messenger RNA. Lineage: Eukaryota; Metazoa; Rotifera; Eurotatoria; Adinetida; Adinetidae. The record is from the annotation of a GenBank genome assembly.